This is a messenger RNA of Rhipicephalus sanguineus (brown dog tick), 3672 nucleotides long. RefSeq lists its product as uncharacterized. NCBI's taxonomy places the organism in Eukaryota, Metazoa, Arthropoda, Arachnida, Ixodida, Ixodidae. The coding region runs from base 258 to 1055 and encodes 265 amino acids. The record is from RefSeq and is a predicted model, not a curated record. The transcript has 6 exons. Gene Ontology annotation, molecular function: sequence-specific DNA binding.
AAACUUCGCGGUUUUUCUGUCCCGUGACCGCAGCGAUCCUAACGUUUGGGGGCUGUACUACAUAAAUGAACGUUCUUGUUCUAUUUUAUAGUUAUUACUAGGUUACUCAUUAACUCCGGAGUUUUUACUACACAAGUGAACCUAAAGGUUGCAGUUCGAGAUUGCGAAAAUAAGAGCGCCACACGAAGUGGAAAACGGGAACUGCGCAGUCGUCCUAUCUCUCACGGCGAAAAAGGGGCGUUUCUUUUCGCGCGCCCAUGUAUGCUACGGCCUGCGGUGUCCCAAAGGCCGCUUUUACCGCUGUAAAGUUUGUUUUAGCGAAACCCAUGCAAGAUUCAGCCAAACAGACGCAUCCAUGGAUUCUCGCCACAGCACAGCAUCACAAAUCAUGCUGUGCUGAGUGGUGUCGGAAUUCUUCACGACACACCGGCAUAAAAUUCUUCCGGAUCCCGGCGGACGAAAGAUCUCGCGCUUGGCUUCAGUAUGCGAGACGGCAGGACCUGGCUCAUUUACCACCUUGUCAGAUCUACAGCAGCUACCGCCUGUGCUCUGCCCAUUUCACCAGCAGAGACUACGCAGACCCUGGACAGACGAGGCUGCUAAGAUGUGCUGUGCCAACAGUUUCCAUCUUUGGCGAUGGGCAGACACACGUCGAAAGUCCAGGCUCUCCUCGGCCCGCGAAUACCACUACGAUGCCCGCUCACAGCGCCGAUGAAGGAGUUCAACAGGCUGAGCCCCCAUGCUCUCCUCGGCCCGCGAAUGCCACUACAAUGCCCGCUCAAAGCGCCGAUGAAGAAGUUCAACAGGCUGAGCCCCCAUGCUCUCCUCGGCCCGCGAAUACCACUGCAAUGCCCGCUCACAGCGCCGAUGAAGAAGUUCAACAGACUGAGCCCUCAUGUUCCAAUCCAGCGGGUCGACAACACAAGCCUUCUAGGUGCUCGCCCCGGACAGCCAGAAAAAUGAAGAACCUGGAGAAGAUAAAUUCAAGGCUUCGGAAGGCACUGUCAAGAAUUGGCAAGAGAAAGGUUAAAAGCUUUCCCAGUCCGAGGCGUUGAAUGCUAUCAGGCCCUACGUCCGCAAGAUAUUCUUUAGAUUGCUUGAGACUCAAGUUAAAAUUAAUGGUGUGAAACGUAGAGGACGGAGGUGGUCGCCCGAGCACCGCCAGUUCGCUUUAAACUUAUACUUUCAUGGUCCGAAAGCGUACAGACAUCUGUCAAGACUGCUUGACAUGCCAACUGUGAGGUCGCUAAAGCAGUGGUUAUCAAAUAUUCCGAUGACUCCCGGAGUUAUUCCAACCGCUAUUGAAGCCCUCGAAGAAGCUACCCGAAAUUUGCAUUUAACAGAUCGUGCGUGCACAUUAAUAUUUGACGAAAUGUCCUUGAAGGAACAUCUGCAGUAUGAUGCAAAGCAUGACAUUGUGAUGGGAUUCUCCGAUGACGGUAGGCAAAGAACACCAGCCGUGGCAAAUUCAGCGCUCCUGAUACUUGUGGCAGGCAUUUCAAAAACGUGGAUUGAGCCUGUUGCUUACACAGUAUCAAGGACCAAAACGCCCGCAGAUACUCUUCAUCAUCUGAUCAUAACAUUAAUCAAGCAGCUGCAGGGAGCCCGGUUUUUUGUGAAGGCGCUCAUCUGCGACCAGGGGGGAAGCAACAUCACUUUGGCAAAUAAGCUAGGUGUGACGCCUGAAGAGCCGUUUUUUGUGCUUGAAGGCCGCAAGAUUUAUUUCCUAUAUGACACACCACACUUACUUAAAUGCACAAGGAAUAAUCUCCGCGCACCUCACAAGCUCCAUAUCGGGCAAGAAAUUGUGGAUUGGUCUUUCAUUACGCAACUAUACGAAAGCUCGCAUCCUCUCAAACUCAAAUUGGCGAAGAAACUAACCGACAACCACAUUUACCGGAAGCCUUUCAAUAACAUGAAAGUUAAAUAUGCCAGCCAGGUGAUGAGCGAAUCGGUCUCAGUGGCCAUUGAUGUAUUCAUUGCUCUUGGCGUGUUGCCGGCAUCCGCCAAACCAACAGCUGAUUUUCUCGAGAAGAUAGAUAAGUUAUUCGACUGUCUGAAUAGCUCUUCUGUAAAAAAAGCCAGUGACAAGUUACGUUAUGCAAUUUCGGAAGGGUCCGAACACCUAGCCUUUUUGCGGGAGUGCCUGUCGUGGGUUGAAAGCUGGAAAUUUGACGGGCCUCGGCAACCACACACAGUUGAGGCAUGGAAGGUCACUUUAAAGGCUAUCCUUCUCCUCUGGGACGACCUCUUCCAAGAUUUUGAUUUUCGUGUUCUCUUGACUCGCUGGCUACAGCAGGACCCCCUGGAGAACCUUUUCGGGCUGCUUAGGUUAAAGCAUGGCUGCAAUCACAACCCAAAUGUGCUUCACUUCACAUCAGGUCUGAAACACAUUUCUGUUGGCAAACUGGUUGCCCUUUUUUGAGAAGGAAACUGAACAGGAUCGCAGCACUGUGUUGGCACAAAUGUCAGAGCCACCUCAUUCGCUUCCUACUACUUGUGAUGCAGCGCCAACAGUCGAUAUGCUUCCUGAUGAGGAACAGCCCGCUAGCCAUGAUAUAGUAGAGGAUAACGUUCUCUACUAUGUUGGGGGAUAUCUCGUACGGCAAUUUUUGUUGCACAGGCCUCCACACUGUGUGUGCAACACCCUUUUGAAGAAUGCCGACCGCCAGCUUUGUGCAUCACACCAGUAUUUUGCUAUGUUUAAGGCAAGCAACAUCUCCUCAGAUUUAUUUGGCAAUGUAACAAUGCCUUCUGACGAUUGCUUUCAGGAUAUUAAGGCCAUGGAAGCUUGCUUUUUGGAAUAUAUCGGUGUUGUGGCGCACCUGCCUAAUGUGAGUGGAGUUUUGGCAGGCAUUUUGUACAGUUGUAUGGGAAGGCAAAAAUUCUGCUCUGAAGAAUGCAAGAAAGCCUUUGUGCACCUCUUUGCAAGGAUUCGCCUGUUGUGGCACAUUCGCUUUGUGAACAUCUCCUUGGCUAAACAACGCACCAGAAAAUCUGCUGCAGCACGAAAAAUGCGGAAGUUUUUGUAACUUUUAGGAUUCUGUUUGCAUAUUUGAGGUCUUGAAAAAACUGAGCGCUCAGAAAACACGGACGACAAAAAGACACACAUAUGCGCAAAAGUAGGCGCUACUUCCAUAUUUUUGAGUCGCCGCUACUUCUAUAGCUGAGGUCACCAUUUUCUGCCUCUGAAGCGGACAUGUGUGUGUACUAUUUAUCUGCUUGUAUUUUGUUUGUUUUUUUCAUUAAGCAAUAUAGGUACGUUACGCUGAAGAAAGCAUAAACCCUUCGUGUUAUUUUAUCAGAACACUCUAUAGUGGCUUCAGUAUUUUGUAAAUUUUUGCUUAAGCUUUUAUAAAGAAACCUGAUGCUGAAUAGAAAAUGUAGCAAUGUCUAACUCCGGUACCUUAUGGUUUUUGUAUCAUUUCCUCUUGCAUCCUAAGUGUGCGGUGUGCCGUAUUAUCUUGUCCCACUCAUGGGAUGAUUUUAUAUCGGGAUACGUGCUGUGAACUUGUGUAUAGUUAUUACUGUUUUUCUUUUGUCUUUGUAUAGACGUAUGUGCGGCAAUGUGCACUGGAUUGAUACUAGGUUAUUAGCAUGCUGGCAUGUGCGGUCCACUUUUGUAUGCGACCAAAAACGUAAAACAUUCAAGUUGUAUUUUUACUGCAUAAA